Messenger RNA from Vitis riparia (riverbank grape), 5698 nucleotides. Its product is annotated as homeobox-DDT domain protein RLT3. NCBI's taxonomy places the organism in Eukaryota, Viridiplantae, Streptophyta, Magnoliopsida, Vitales, Vitaceae. Gene Ontology annotation, cellular component: transcription regulator complex; nucleus. Gene Ontology annotation, biological process: regulation of transcription by RNA polymerase II. The record is from RefSeq and is a predicted model, not a curated record. The coding region runs from base 1558 to 5211 and encodes 1217 amino acids. The transcript is spliced from 18 exons. Gene Ontology annotation, molecular function: DNA-binding transcription factor activity, RNA polymerase II-specific; RNA polymerase II cis-regulatory region sequence-specific DNA binding.
CAGAGGUAGUAGUAAUAGAGGAGAAAAUGUGUUUAUUACCAGAGAUAUGAUCAGAUGCUCCAGAAUCUAGAAUCCAUGGGCCAAGAGAAGGAGACUGAGUAAAGUAGACAGAGACAUUAUUGGUCUAGGAAACAGAACCUGAUGUGACUGUCUGAUAUCGGAGAUAGGCAUCAUAAUCACUACUACUAAGGGUGAUACUCUGAGAUGUGGAGCUCGUAGCGGAGUUAGGUCGAGAUAGCAAAGGAUCGGAUGACUGAGCAAUGUGGGCAGUGCGAGGAGGCCGUCUAUGUAAUUGAUAGCAACGAUCUCGAGUGUGACAAAGCUUAUUACAAUAGGUGCACUGAGGACGUUGUCCUCAACCCUGAUUGCCACUACGUCCUCCUCGAGAGUUAGUCUGAGAGGCUAACACAGAUGAAUCUGAAGGACCAUCAGUUGACAAGGUCUGAGUAGAGGAGAGGCGUAAGAGACGAGCGAACACAUCAUCCAAUGAUGGUACUGAUGGACUAGCAAGAAUCUGAUCUCGGACAGAGUCAAGAUCUGGACGGAGGCCAAUGAGGGUUAACACCAUAAAGAACUUGUCAGUCUGUAUUUGUUGAGCUUCAGCACCAUUAGUGAAGGGCAUCAAAGUUAAGAACUCCUCUUUAAGAGACGCAAUCCGGCCAAUAUAAGUAGACAGAUCUAUGUCCUGCCGUCUCACAUGAACAAUAUCAGAAACCACCUUAUAAAAUCGUUGAAUAUCAUUCGUGUAUAAUCCUUUAGUUUGAGUCUAAAAUUUAAAGUAGGUUUUGUAGGCACGAAGAUGAUGUAAACUUUUGGGAUCAACAGAUUGUAAUAAUACGCUGCAUAAUUGUGCAUCGAUUUUCUUCCAUUGCACUUUGUUAACAUCAGGUAUAACAUCCUCAGGUGUAACAAGAUGAUCCUCAUAACCUUGUCCCAUAAACCAGAGUUACACGGACACUGACCAGGAGAGAUAAUUCUCACUACCAAUCAAUUUUUCUGAUGUGAUAGUAGGAGAUCCAGAGAUGACGAAUGUAAAAAUAGGAUUUUUAGUUGCCAUAUCCAUUUCACCUGAGAUUGAAUCACGUUUGGAUCGAAGAGAGCCCUAAAGGGAGGUCGGAUCACAACUGUGGAAGAAGAAGCUGGUAUGUCGGGACCCAAACGAAGGAGAAAAGUGACUGGAGAUGAAGAAGAGGCCUUCCCAAGGCACGCACAGGUCUCAGCCAAGGAAGGAAGCUGCCGUCGGAGGCUGAAAGAAGACCCGCGGAGGCUGAAAUGCCAAAAAAAUGGAGAAGCAGGGUUUGGAGAGGACUGACAGAGGCUUAGAAGUGCAAGACAGCGCCGGACGAGCCUAUUGGUAGAAGCUCGGCACCAGAAAGUGGCCACGCGUAGGCGCGUGGGAUUCAGGCUGCCGGAGAAAAAUGGCGUGUGGAUCGGUUUUUGGCUCCAGUGCUCUGAGAAAAGUUGCAGAUCUCCUCUUUGCGCUCUUGAUGAUGUGGUCGGUGUCGGAAAAUAUUGCCAGAAAAAUGUUGACGGUGAUGAGGGUUUUCUGACCACGAUAUGGCUGACCGGAAAGCUUUGGGAGAUGGAAAAGGUGAUCGGAAUGAAACACUGUCACUGGACGGAUUCCCAGAAUUAAUUACACGGGACUCUAUGGGGACAAAUGAGGUUGCAAUUAUUGAAGAUCAUGGAACAAUUAAUACUAAUACAAACAGUAUUAGGAGGAAGACUCCCCUCCAGCUUAAAACUCUCGAGAGCUUGUAUUCGGAGGAUAACUAUCCCACACAAAGGGUUAUGAAAGAUUAUGCUGCGGCUUUAGGAUUGACAUACAAGCAGGUCAGGGGAUGGUUUUUUGAGAGGAGAAGAAAAGAGAAAAAUGAAAAUGGUAUGGGAGUAUCAUCAAGUAAGAAACUUGUUAGGGCAAAAAAUGGGAUUGGAGUUGUAGCUGCAAAAAAGAUAAUUAGGCGAGUUGGCUUGGCAGCUCAUUGUAGAGGAAACAUGUCUUCAUCUUCAACAUACAACAGGGCAUGCCUUGGGGCUCACCAUUGGCAUUGUUUUCGCAAUCCUGACUCUAGGGCUGUUGAGAGAGGGAAAAUUUUGAAUGAAGACUUAUCAACUACAGAUUACAUACUGAAGAAGGUGUUCCGAAAGGAUGGUCCCCCCCUUGGUGUGGAGUUUGAUUCUCUACCUUCUAGUUCAUUUUGCCAUUGUACAGAUUCCAGAAACUCCCAUCGUACUUGCCAAGAGAACCAAACAUCUUCCAAAAGGAGAAAGGUGGUGGUAGUGUCCAAGCCUGCUGUUUUACACCAGCAGUUUUGCAAUAAUAAGAGUGCUCCAGCAAAAAUACACGGUAUUGGAAAAGGUUUGAUGACAGUCUGGAGGGCAACAAAUCCCGGUGCUGGAGAUUUUCCUACUGGCAUUGAUUUUGCUGAUGGACAAGUUGCUGCUGUAUCUCCAACUUCAACUUCUAUACUAAGAAAGUCACUAAUAAAAAAGAAAAAGCCACGAAAACAGUCAUCCGUUACUAAAUGGAAAAGUGUAGGUGGUAAAUUGAAUGAUAAAAAGAAGCCUUCAAGAAAAAGGGGAAAGGUGGAAUGUAAUAAAGAUGUGAAUCAGAAGAAGCCAAAUAAAGAGAAAUGUGAACUUGCUCUAGAAGAAGGGAAAUCUCAAGAACGCCUUGAUCAGUUUGCAAUGCUGAUGGAUGAUGAGGAGCUGGAGCUUCAAGAAUCUCAGGCAGGACCAAAUCCUGUGACAUGCUCUGCUCAUUUUGCUACCAAUGGACUACAUGGCUGUUCACUUUGCAAAGAUUUGCUGGCCAAAUUUCCUCCCAAUGCUGUUAAGAUGAAGCAACCGUUCUGUAUGCAACCUUGGGAUUCUUCUCCAGAGCUUGUCAAGAAAAUGUUCAAGGUCCUUCAUUUUCUAUAUACUUACUCUGUUGUAGUUGAUGUAUGCCCCUUUACCCUUGAUGAAUUUGCUCAAGCAUUUCAUGAUGAGGAUUCUUUGUUGCUUGGAAAAGUUCAUCUGGCCCUUCUCAACCUUCUUUUGUCUGAUGUGGAAACAGAGCUGAGCAGUGGAUUUCUCCCUCAUGUGAUUAAAAACUGCAAGUUUCUUGGGUUACUUCAAUCGGUUGGACAAAAUGAGUUUGUGCUGAAGUUUUGGAAGAGAUCUCUGAAUCCUUUAACAUGGACAGAAAUACUGCGUCAAGUUUUGGUUGCAGCUGGUUUUGGUUCAAGAAAAGGUACAUUGCGGAGGGAAGCCCUUGAUAAGGAACUGAAUCCUAUGGUAAAGUAUGGCUUACGUCCUGGUACUUUGAAGGGUGAACUGUUUAGUAUUUUAUCGAAUCAAGGAAAUAAUGGUAUGAAAGUUCCAGACUUGGCAAGGUGUGUGCAGAUUUCUGAAUUGAAUCUUGCUGGCACGACUGAUGAGCUGGAACUUCUAAUAUAUGCUACCCUUUCAAGUGACAUUACUUUAUAUGAAAAGAUUUCUAGCUCUUCAUAUCGUCUACGCAUUACUUCUCACACAAAUGAAGCUGAAAAUUUUCAAUCAGAUACUGAUGACUCUGGAAGCAUUGACGAUGACUCUAAGGACAGCAGAAAAUAUAGCAGUAACGAUGAUUCUGACUCUGAUUCAGGAACUUCCAAUUUAGGGAAACUGAAUUAUAUGAACCAUCAUAAACAGAGAAAUGGCAUGUUGACUAUAUAUACUGAAAUUGAUGAGAGCAAUCCAGGAGAAGUAUGGUUAUUAGGAUUGAUGGAGGGUGAAUAUUCAGAUUUAAGCAUUGAAGAGAAGCUCAAUGCCUUAAUGGCUUUGGUUGAUCUUGUUAGUGGUGGAAGCAGUAUCAGAAUGGAGGAUCUUACAAAAGCGGUAGUAGAAUAUGUUCCUAACAUCCAUCAUUAUGGUUCUGGAGCAAAAAUAAAGAGAUCAUAUACAAAGCAACACAACUUGCCCACACCAGCAUGGGGCCACUUUGGACAAAUGCUUGGCGGAAAGGAAAUAGAUACAUCAUCUGAGUUAUGCCCAGUUGAUUCUUCCACAUCAAUCUCAAAAUUCCAUGGGAAAGAAAAGUUCUCUAGCAAAAGAAAGGAGACAAGAGAAGCAGAAGUUGGGUUGGAUUUACAUCCAAUGCAAUCUGUCUUUUUGGGGCCUGAUCGAAGGUAUAAUAGAUACUGGCUUUUCUUAGGCCCUUGUAAUGCAAAUGAUCCUGGUCACAAGAGGGUGUACUUUGAAUCUUCUGAAGAUGGUCACUGGGAGGUGAUUGAUACUGAAGAGGCUUUUUGUGCCUUGCUGUCGGUGUUGGAUGGCAGGGGUAAGCGGGAGGCUUUUCUUCUUGCAUCUUUAGAGAAACGGAAAGCUUCUCUCUGCCAAGAAAUGUCAAGCAGAAUAGCAAUCCAUUCUGGAAGCACGUCGUUGACACAAUAUGAUAGAUCUGACCUGUAUAUGAUUAGAGAAGAUAGUUCUUCUCCAGUAUCUGAUAUAGUAGACAACCCAUGCGCAACUGAUAUUACCAAUGAUUUUUUGGCUUCAUCUGGUGCCAUAGUUCUUGGAGUUGGAAAGAAGGGAGAAGAGCAAAAACAAAGAUGGUGCCGUCUCCAGGAAUUUGAUGCAUGGAUAUGGAGGUCUUUUUACUCUGAUCUUAAUGCUGUAAAACAUGGCAAGAGGACUUAUCUUGAUUCACUCGCUAGAUGUGAAAGUUGUCAUGAUCUGUAUUGGCGGGAUGAAAAGCACUGUAAAACUUGUCAUACCACUUUUGAGCUUGAUUUUGAUCUCGAAGAAAAAUAUGCGAUUCAUAUAGCCACAUGCAGGGAGAAAGAAGACAAUGACAUGUUUCCAAAGCAUAAGGUGCUAUCAUCACAGUUGCAGUCAUUGAAAGCUGCAAUUCACGCAAUUGAGUCAGUCAUGCCUGAAGAUGCCUUAGUGGAGGCUUGGUCAAAAUCUGCUCAUAAGCUUUGGGUCAGACGCCUCAGACGCACUUCAUAUUUGACAGAGCUUUUGCAGGUUCUUGCUGAUUUUGUUGGUGCCAUCAAAGAGGACUGGUUGUGUCAGUCCAAUGUUGUGCUAGGUUCUAAUAAUCUUUUGGAAGAAAUUGUUGUAUCAUUUUCAACUAUGCCCCAAACAUCAUCUGCAGUUGCACUCUGGUUGGUGAAGUUGGAUGCCUUGAUUGCACCCCAUCUGGAGAGGGUUCAACUUCAUUCUAAAAAGAGAACAAGAAAUUAGUACCCGAUUUAAAGGUAAGCGCGCUCUUGAGCAAUAGAUAAACCAUUUUUGGGUUUGGUAGAUCAGAGGCUCAAAGAAUAAUUCCUUGUCGCCUCUCAUUGAGGACUCCGAAGCAUUACUAAUAGGUGAAACAGUUCCAACCUUCAGCGACAUUGAACCAAAAGACAAGAAUCAUCACCUAGAUGCUUCCCAACCCGAACAAAGUGAUAGGUCUAAGUUUGUACAAAGGGAGACUGCAUUUACUUCCGCAUUUUUGGCCGAUAAGUUGUUGUACAGCAUUAUUAGAUGUAUUUGGAAAAAAAAAUUGAGUUCCUGGUGCAUUAUCCUUGGCCAGUGAGCCCUUUGAUUCUGUAGACCAAAUUUUGAUCCCUGAUAUGAUGAAAUCUCAUAAAUUUCAUUCGCCUUUUGUGGAGACGAAUGUUACUGUUGCAACCUUCUAUAUAUUUUUUCAUUAAUGUAUAUCACCUUGGCUGCCAACUUUUGUGAA